This is a messenger RNA of Sclerotinia sclerotiorum 1980 UF-70, 780 nucleotides long. RefSeq lists its product as hypothetical. The coding region runs from base 1 to 780 and encodes 259 amino acids. The record is from RefSeq and is a predicted model, not a curated record. Gene Ontology annotation, cellular component: mitochondrial large ribosomal subunit. Gene Ontology annotation, molecular function: structural constituent of ribosome; ribonuclease III activity. Lineage: Eukaryota; Fungi; Ascomycota; Leotiomycetes; Helotiales; Sclerotiniaceae. The transcript is spliced from 3 exons. Gene Ontology annotation, biological process: RNA processing; mitochondrial translation.
AUGGCAUCAAAAACCACCAGUCGAUCACUCCAAUCCCUCACUCGGCAAGCACGUCAAAAAUGUUCAUGCGCCGCCCCCAUAUCCUCCUGCUCAAAUACCGCCCGACAAUUCUCAAUAUCAGCCUCGAGGUCAGAUAAUCAAUAUGAUGGAGAUCGAGGGGCGCAACCCAGAUGGUCAUAUACACCCCCUCAGAUGAAAUUACCUUUCAAUCCGAGAGCAAAUCACGACAUACCGACAUGGGAAGUCAAUAGCGAUCCAGAACGAUUGAACCGAUUUUAUACACAAUUUCUGGGACGAGGAGGUGAUCAAGUACUUACAGAUGAAGUAAAAUGGCUCGCUGUUACACAUAAGAGUUUUGAUCAGGGAAGAAGAGGUUUUAAUGAUCGAUUGGCAUAUUUCGGACGCAGGAUAUUGAGCUUGCAGACAAGUUUAGUUUUAUUGCAAUCACCGAUUGCGAGACGAGCCCAACUACCUCAGGACACAGAGGGCAUGGAGCCAUAUUCGCAUCCUGCUCUGGACGGUUUACCAAACUUGACUAAUGUAAAGGUGGGUGAUAUUUUGAGCAAGGAGAGACUGGCGAGGUUGGGAACUCGGAUGGGUAUGCAGGACAUUAUUCGAUGGGAACCUAGAAUGAAAGAUAACCUGGAAAAAUCCGGCAUUGAUCUUGUGAUCGCCACUUCAUUGUACGCCAUUAUUGGAGCAGUAGCAUUACAGAAGGGUGGUGAUUUUGCGACAGAAGUGGCGAGGGAGAGAGUAUUGAGACCUCUCGGUGUAUCAUAG